CAGGAAGUGGGGGCGCGGCAGAGAGAGCGGAGCCUGAGCAAGAGGCAGAGGGACCGGCAGGGACAGUCUGUGAGCGAGCAGUUGCAGCAAAAUGUCGAUUGAGAAGAUCCAUGCCCGGGAGAUCCUGGAUUCCAGGGGGAAUCCCACUGUGGAAGUGGAUCUCUACACGGCCAAAGGUCAUUUCCGAGCAGCUGUACCCAGUGGGGCCUCCACAGGGAUUCAUGAAGCUCUGGAGCUUCGCGAUGGAGACAAGUCCAGGUACCUGGGCAAAGGGGUACUGUCUGCUGUUGAACACAUCAAUAAAAGCAUUGGCCCAGAACUGAUUAGCAAGAAACUGAGUGUAGUUGAACAGGAGAAGAUCGAUAAUCUGAUGUUGGAGCUGGAUGGAACUGCUAAUAAAUCUAAGUUUGGUGCCAAUGCCAUUCUGGGUGUCUCCCUGGCAGUUUGCAAAGCUGGUGCUAAGGAGAAGGGGGUCCCCCUGUAUCGUCAUAUUGCUGACCUUGCUGGCAACAAGGACCUUAUCCUCCCAGUCCCGGCCUUCAAUGUGAUUAAUGGGGGAUCCCAUGCUGGGAACAAGCUGGCCAUGCAGGAGUUUAUGAUCCUGCCCGUGGGUGCCACCAACUUUAAGGAGGCCAUGCGGAUUGGAGCAGAGGUCUACCACAACCUGAAGAACGUCAUCAAGGCCAAGUAUGGGAAGGAUGCCACCAAUGUGGGUGACGAGGGAGGAUUUGCCCCCAACAUCCUGGAGAACAAUGAAGCUCUGGAGUUGCUGAAGACUGCAAUUGAAAAGGCCGGUUAUACCGACAAGAUUAUCAUUGGAAUGGACGUGGCAGCUUCGGAGUUCUGUCGCCAAGGCCAGUAUGACCUGGACUUCAAGUCUCCUGAUGACCCCAGCCGCUACAUCUCCGGGGAGAAGCUGGGCGAACUGUACAAAAGUUUCAUCGCUAACUACCCUGUUAUGUCCAUUGAGGAUCCCUUUGACCAGGAUGACUGGGAGAACUGGUCCAAAUUCACUGACAGUGUCUCCAUCCAGAUUGUGGGAGAUGACCUGACAGUUACAAACCCCAAACGCAUCCAGACAGCAGUGGAUAAGAAAGCCUGCAACUGUCUCUUGCUGAAGGUCAAUCAGAUCGGAACUGUCACCGAAUCCAUCAAGGCCUGUAAGUUGGCUCAGACAAAUGGCUGGGGAGUGAUGGUGAGUCACCGUUCUGGGGAGACAGAGGAUCCUUUCAUCGCUGAUCUGGUUGUAGGUCUCUGCACUGGUCAGAUAAAGACAGGAGCUCCAUGUCGCUCUGAACGUCUGGCCAAGUACAACCAGUUGAUGAGGAUUGAGGAGGAGCUGGGAGACAAAGCCAAGUUUGCUGGCCGCAACUUCCGGAAACCACUGUGAAACCCAGACCUGCUUCCCCAGGAGACGUAGGGAGCAUCAUCACAGCACCUGGCCAACACGUCCUCUUGCUCUGAUCUCCUGAAAACUGCUCUCUCUCAUUCACCAUCACCAGUUGUCUCCUCUCCACCUGUCUUGUGGCUCCCUCGCAAGGCUUUCAGCCGAACCUAGAUGUUGCUUUGGAAUCAGGAUGUGAUGUGUUGGUGAAUAAAGUGCUCAUGUCGCUCA
This is a messenger RNA of Rhincodon typus (whale shark), 1615 nucleotides long. RefSeq names its product beta-enolase. Gene Ontology annotation, cellular component: phosphopyruvate hydratase complex. Gene Ontology annotation, biological process: glycolytic process. Gene Ontology annotation, molecular function: magnesium ion binding; phosphopyruvate hydratase activity. The transcript is spliced from 12 exons. The coding region runs from base 92 to 1390 and encodes 432 amino acids. The record is from RefSeq and is a predicted model, not a curated record. NCBI's taxonomy places the organism in Eukaryota, Metazoa, Chordata, Chondrichthyes, Orectolobiformes, Rhincodontidae.